CCGAGGGUCACAAGAUGCUGAGCGUUUAGCUCACUUGCUGCCCACUCCUACCAGCCCCAGGGGACACACCCAGGGUCCCGCCCGUGUCUCUCCUCUGCGGCAACCCUGUGUUCUCCACCUCAGAGGGCUUGCCUCGCUCGGGCCUGAUCGCCAAGUCCCUGUGUAGUUUCAACCCCCCAGACACCUCCUCACAGCUUCGCUGGCUUUUCCUCGGCACCUCCCUGCGUCUGCCGCUGUGGUGGCCCCUGCUGAGGGUGGGGACUGGCAGGGUCCAGGGGAAGGAGGACCAGCCCUGCCCUCACUGGGUACAGAGGAUGUACCCUCACUGGGGAAGGGCUCCUGCCAGAAGGGCAUCCUGUGCAAGGGGCAGGGGGCCACGGUGGAGUGCGGGUCCGGCCAGGAGAGCAUUUGGAGGGUGUGGAUUUGACAUUGCUGCUCAGGAGAGCCCUGGUGCUUGGUCAGAGGAGCUCUGUCUUCUCUCCUUUCAACAACACCCAGAGCGCCCAAGGGGUCAGAGGGCAACGUGAGGUUCCCAUCGGAGGCUUAAUCACGUCUGGAUCUCAUGCAGGGUGGGAUAAACAUGCUUUUCCUGGGAGACCCGGGUGUUACCUGGGGGGUAUGCCGAGGUCCCACAAGGAAUCUAGCCUGGAGCUUCUUGUCCUUGGGCCCAAGAAUCUCAAGUUUCACCAAGUAACCCCCUCCCACCUCCACCCCAUUCCACAGCCCAGAGCUGGUCAGGGACAGAGGGAGGGUUAGUGCUGGGAACCCCUGACCUCACCCCGCCAGCCCGGAUUCCCUGGUGCAAGCUCUGCACUCCCCCUCCUGGCGGGCUGAGCUGGGUGCUGUUGUCCCGAUGGUGACACGGAGCAGGAGGGGAUCCUUUGAAUAGCCUCCGCUUCCGUCCCCUCCCAACCUUCCUGCCCGCGGUGUCUGUCUCUCUCUCUGGUGUUUGGUUGACCUGUUCUCUACUCUCCUCCUCCCGACUGCGUGAGGACCCUGCUCUGGACAGGAGCUUCCUUCGGGGUUCCCGCCUGCCGCACCUGCUCGUGGCCGCCGACUAGGCCGAGCACGCCGGGGUCCGCACCUACUUCUUCAGCGCCGAGAGCCCUGAGGAGCAGGAGGCCUGGAUCCAGGCCAUGGGGGAGGCUGCCCGGGUACAGAUCCCCCCAGCCCAGAAGUCUGUGCCCCAAGCUGUGCGUCUCAACCACGAGAAGCCAGACUCGGAGGACACCCCACCCAGCCAACACCACCACCAGCCGCCUCACAACAGCUUCCCCAACCCGGAGCCGGAGGCCAAGACUCGAGGGGAGGGCGAUGGCCGGGGCUGCGAGAAGGCGGAGAGGAGGCCCGAGAGGCCCGACAUCCAGAGCGAGCCUCUGGUGAAAGCCAACGGCAUCCAAGCUGGGCCGGAACCAGCCUCAGAGCCAGGCAGCCCUUACCCGGGGGGCCCCAGGGUCCCCGGGGGCGGGGAGCGGCCCCCCCAGCCCAACGGCUGGCAGUACGGCUCCCCAAGCCGGCCAGGGAGCACAGCUUUCCCGCCCCAGGACUCAGAGAGUGGGGGACGCCGGCCGAGCUUCCCCCCACAUGCCAACCCCGACAAGAUUGCCCAGCGCAAGAGCUCCAUGAGCCAGCUCCAGCAGUGGGUGAACCUGCGUCGGGGGGUGCCUCCCCCCGAAGACCUUCGGAGUCCCUCAAGGUUCUACCCCGUGUCCCGCAGGGGCCCUGAGUAUUGUGGCCCCUACUCCUCCCCGUUCCCCGACGAUUACCAGUACUACCCGCCGGGCGUGCGGCCGGACAGCAUCUGCUCCAUGCCCGCCUACGACCGCAUCAGCCCGCCCUGGGCCCUGGAGGACAAGCGCCUCUCCUUCCGCAACGGGUGCUACGGGCGGCAGGACGGCACCGUCUGGAUCCCCAGCCCCUCCCGGCAGCCCGUCUAUUACGAUGAGCUGGACGCUGCCUCUGGCUCCCUGCGCCGCCUGUCCUUGCAGCCCCGGUCCCACUCUGUGCCCCGCUCGCCCAGCCAAGGCUCCUACAGCCGCACCCGCAUCUACUCCCCCGUCCGCUCGCCCAGCGCCCGUUUUGAGCGGCUGCCGCCUCGCAGUGAGGACAUCUACGUGGACCCCACCGCCUAUGUGAUGAGACGAUCCAUCAGCUCGCCCAAGUAUGAUUACCUGGGAGACAGGCGGCCAGUCCCUGCAGGACUGUACCCCUACAACUACCCACCACCCCCCACGGUUCACGAUAAGAUGGAUGAACUUUUAGACCUUCAGUUGCAAAGAAACCUAGAGUAUUUGGAUCAGCAGAUGAGUGAGAGUGAGACUCUGAUCAGUAUGGUGAACCGCAUGGUGGAGAGCUCCUCCCCCAGGGCCCAGCUCUUCAUGCAAGUCCCUCCGUACCCAGAAGUGUUCCGGGACAGCGCCCACACCUACAAGUUAAACGAGCAGGAUACAGACAAGUUGCUGGGCAAAUUGUGUGAGCAGAACAAGGUGGUGAGGGAGCAGGACCGGCUGGUGCAGCAGCUCCGAGCUGAGAAGGAGAGCCUGGAAAGUGCCUUGAUGGGGACCCACCAGGAGCUGGAGAUGUUCGGGAGCCAGCCCGCCUACCCAGAGAAGCUGCUGCACAAGAAAGAGUCCCUGCAGAACCAGCUCAUCAACAUCCGGGUGGAGCUGUCUCAGGCAACCACGGCCCUGACCAACAGCACCACGGAGUACGAGAGCCUGGAGUCGGAGGUCUCUGCCCUGCACGACGACCUCUGGGAACAGCUCAACUUGGACAUCCAGAACGAGGUGCUCAACCGGCAAAUCCAGAAGGAGAUCUGGAGGAUCCAGGACGUGAUGGAGGGGCUCAGGAAGAAUAACCCGUCCCGGGGCACGGACACGGCCAAGCACAGAGGAGGCCUUGGCCCCUCGACCACCUACAGCUCCAACAGCCCUGCCAGCCCUCUCAGCUCCGCCAGCCUCACCAGCCCCCUGAGCCCCUUUUCCCUGGUGUCUGGCUCUCAGGGCUCCCCCACCAAGUCCGGGUCCAAUGAGGAGCCCGGCCCACCGCGGCCCCCCCUCCCCAAAGCCUACGUGCCCCUGGAGUCUCCUCCCACCGUGCCUCCACUCCCUAGCGAGAGCCACUUCUGGCCAUACCCCAACUCCCCUUCCUGGCACUGCAGUGGCGAGACCGCCAGGGGCCAGCCCAAGGCAAGCUAUGACCCAAGCAAGAGAGAGUCCCACCAGACUUCACCCCCGGACACGUCUAGGGACAUCAGCCUCGUGCCGACCCGGCAAGAGGCAGAGGCAGACAAGCAGACAGCUCUCAACAAAGUUGGCAUUGUGCCCCCGCGGACAAAGUCGCCCGCUGAGGAAGAGGUGAACCCUGCAGGGGUGGUGAGGAGGAAUGCUAACGGGCUCCCCAAUGGCCUCUCUGCCCGGCAGGAGCGCCCCAAGAGCGCGGUGUUCCCGGGCGAGGGCAAGGUGAAGAUGAGCGUGGAGGAGCAGAUCGACCGCAUGCGGCGCCACCAGAGCGGCUCCAUGAAGGAGAAGCGGAGGAGCCUGCAGCUUCCCGCCAGCCCUGCCCCCGACCCCAGCCCCCGGCCAGCCUACAAAGUGGUGCGUCGUCACCGCAGCAUCCAUGAGGUGGACAUCUCCAACCUGGAGGCCGCCCUGCGGGCGGAGGAGCCUGGCGGGCAGGCCUACGAGACGCCGCGGGAGGAGAUCGCCCGGCUUCGCAAGAUGGAGCUGGAGCCCCAGCACUACGACGUGGACAUCAACAAGGAGCUCUCCACCCCCGACAAAGUCCUCAUCCCUGAGCGGUACAUCGACCUGGAGCCGGACACGCCCCUGAGCCCCGAGGAGCUGAAGGAGAAGCAGAAGAAGGUGGAAAGGAUCAAGACGCUCAUUGCCAAGUCCAGUAUGCAGAACGUGGUGCCCGCCGGCGAGGGGGACCUUGUGGACGUGCCCCAGGACUCAGAGAGCCAGCUGCAGGAGCAGGAGAAGCGGAUUGAAAUCUCCUGCGCCCUGGCGACCGAGGCCUCCCGCAGGGGCCGCAUGCUGUCUGUGCAAUGCGCCACCCCAAGCCCUCCCACCUCCCCUGCCUCCCCGACUUCACCAGCCAACCCCCUCUCGUCUGAAUCCCCACGGGGCACCGACAGCAGCCAUGCCAUGCGGGUCUGAGCUCGGACUGCAAGCCCUGGCGGAGGCCACCGCCGCCGCGAAGCUCCACAGAGCCACCUCCUGAAGCCCUCCGCGAGGCCCCGGCCCCUCCCCGGCCCGGCCCCCCGCUCUCCUGGGAAAACUGCGAAGAGCCAGGCUGAGGACCAGGCUGCUGCCGCCGAGCGGAGAACAGAGCACGGAUGCUUCGGCCCCAAAGCCCUCGCUGCUCAGACAGGUCCCUCCGGUCCUGAGCCUGGGCCUGAGACGGAGCAGAAAGCAUCCUGUCCGAUGCCCACGUCACAGGGCGCCCAGGCCUGAUGGCUGGGGUGUGAUGGCCCUACUGGAACAUUCCCUGAUGGAGGAGAUGCCCUGGUGGGGAAGAUGCUCUGGACCAUCUUAGGUUAGGACGAGAGGUGAGGAGCAGAGGGACACUCUGCCUCUUCCCACCCUCCUUGACACCAAGGACAGCACCUGCCAUCAUCCCCUCCCCGUCAUCCCCCACCCCCCAUGGCCCCCGCUGUGCCCGGGGCUGUGAUCCCUGCUAUGGGUGCCCUUUGCGGUCCCGUGGAGACUAACCACCCUGUCCGAGCCAAAGACAAGAUGACAAGAGAUGGGGC
Molecule: messenger RNA, 4756 nt
Organism: Myotis daubentonii (Daubenton's bat)
Lineage: Eukaryota; Metazoa; Chordata; Mammalia; Chiroptera; Vespertilionidae
Gene: PLEKHA6
Product: pleckstrin homology domain containing A6
Exons: 22
Coding region: 1137-4160 (1007 amino acids)
Molecular function (GO): protein binding
Source: RefSeq, a predicted model, not a curated record